This is a messenger RNA of Agrilus planipennis (emerald ash borer), 1330 nucleotides long. RefSeq names its product enoyl-[acyl-carrier-protein] reductase, mitochondrial. Bases 105 to 1214 code for a protein of 369 amino acids. Gene Ontology annotation, biological process: fatty acid metabolic process. Gene Ontology annotation, cellular component: mitochondrion. NCBI's taxonomy places the organism in Eukaryota, Metazoa, Arthropoda, Insecta, Coleoptera, Buprestidae. The record is from RefSeq and is a predicted model, not a curated record. Gene Ontology annotation, molecular function: trans-2-enoyl-CoA reductase (NADPH) activity. The transcript has a single exon.
AAUUCAACAGUUUUUUGAAAAUAUUAGCUGCAUAAACAUGCCUCUUUCUAUUGUUUAUUAAAUAAUAAUCUUACAGUAAGUUUAAAGUCAUUUAAGCUGCAAAAAUGCCUUUUACAAGGGCAGGGAUAUCAUUAGUACGAGCUCUUAAACAUAAUCCAAACAAGUCGAAUUAUAUUUUAACCUCACAAAUACGAACUUAUAGUGGAAAAGCAACCAAACUUCUUUAUGAAGAUUAUGGAGAACCAGCCAAAGUAGUUAAAGUAGUAGAAGAAACCUUAAGUAAAGUGAAACCCAAUGAAGUACUGGUCAAAAUCCUGGCUGCACCAGUUAAUCCGGCUGACAUAAACACCAUUGAAGGGAAGUACCCAUCAAAGCCAAAACUACCAGCAGUUCCAGGAAAUGAAGGGGUUGGAAGAAUUCUAGAGGUCGGGUCUGAUGUCACAAACCUUGCUGUUGGAGAUCAUGUUGUACCAUUGCAACAAAAUUUGGGCACUUGGAGAACACAUGCAGUUUUACCAGCUGAAGCUUUCCUGAAGGUACCACUUGAGCUUGGCCUUGUCCCAGCUGCCACCCUUACGGUCAAUCCAUGCACUGCAUUUCGUAUGUUAAGGGACUUUGUUGAUCUCAAACCAGGAGAUGUUGUCAUUCAAAAUGGAGCUAAUUCUGCUGUAGGUCAGUUCGUGAUACAGAUAGCCAGAACUUGGGGCAUUAAAACUGUAAAUAUAGUUAGGAAUAGGCCAGAAAUUGACAAAUUAAAGGACUAUUUAAACUGUCUAGGGGCUUCUGUAGUUCUUACAGAAGAAGAACUGAGAGCAACAGACAUUUUUAAGACAGAAAAGUUUGCAAAACCAAGACUGGCUUUGAACUGUGUUGGUGGAAAAAGUGCAACAGAAAUAAUGAGACAUCUUCAGAAUAGUUGUCCCAUUGUUACUUAUGGCGGCAUGUCCAGGGAACCAGUUACAGUAGCUACUUCAGCCCUAAUUUUUAAGGACAUACAAGUAAGAGGAUUUUGGAUGUCUGCUUGGAGUAAAAAGAACGCAACUUCUGAGGAAAGAUUCGAAAUGUUUGAUGAACUCAUAUGCAUGAUGGUCAAUAAGGAGUUAAAAGAGGCAGAACAUACUUUGAUAUCCUUUAGUGAUUAUGCUGAAGCAUUGAAAAAUACGUUGAAUCCCAAAGGACAAGGAAAAAAAUAUAUUUUAAAUUUUAACACUUAACAAUAAAUGGCAUUGAAAUGAAGUAAAUGUACGUGGAGCAGUUUAUAAAGCAUGUACACUUAAUGAUUGUAUUAUUUUUACCUACUUGUAUAUUUUAUUAAUAUAUGUAUUUACUG